Messenger RNA from Clonostachys solani, 540 nucleotides. The record is from the annotation of a GenBank genome assembly. NCBI's taxonomy places the organism in Eukaryota, Fungi, Ascomycota, Sordariomycetes, Hypocreales, Bionectriaceae.
AUGGCUGUACUCUUAUUCUCUGUUGGUGCUGUGAUUCGCCUCGAUCUCAACAUGCUCCGAGUCACUCUUCUUGUCUUACUUGCCACCACCACCAUGGGGCUGCCCAACUGCGGCGCCCCUCCGGUAAAUUUGCCACUUCUGGAUGAAGCUUUUACUCUGUGCCACCUGAAGUCAGAAAAGUAUCUAAUGUCAAGAGGCGAGACCCAGAACCAUGUUUCGGGAGGUGUCAUUGGUGGUGCCGUCGUUGGCAGCGUGGUUGGUCUUGCUAUCAUUGCAUUAGGGGUCUUCCUCAUCAUACGUCAUCAACCACGGUCGAAUUCAAUGUCCACUGCUUCACAGUUCGAAGAACUUCCCCGUGCCACAAGCACGACCAAGUUCCCAGAGCAGUCGAACGAAAUGUCGCCUAUCGGAGGGCAACAAUUUCCUCCAAGCGAGGAGUAUAAUGUUCCCCAGGAGCUGUAUGGUUCUGAGCCGGUGUCGCAUGAGCACAGGACUAGCCCUGUGAUCUUGUUUGAGCUAGAGGCCAGCGAUCGCAGGUGA